This is a messenger RNA of Solanum stenotomum, 1710 nucleotides long. RefSeq names its product protein IQ-domain 26-like. NCBI's taxonomy places the organism in Eukaryota, Viridiplantae, Streptophyta, Magnoliopsida, Solanales, Solanaceae. The transcript is spliced from 4 exons. Bases 289 to 1506 code for a protein of 405 amino acids. Gene Ontology annotation, molecular function: protein binding. The record is from RefSeq and is a predicted model, not a curated record.
AGAUAUUUUUACUCCUCUCAGUCCUCCUCGCCUUCCAAAAAUAUACUUAAAAGAAAACAGAGAGAUCUGCUUUCUCCCCACCAUUUCCUCUGUUUCUUCCAAUAGUAAUAACUUAUUGGAAGAUCUUCAAUGGCAGAGUUUUCUGAACAAAUCGUUUUAAGUCAAUGAAAAAAUCAGCUGCUGAUACGGAGACCCAUAUCGGAAGGAUCUUUUUUCUAUUAACACCCUUUUUGGCUCGUACACAACUGAAGUGAUCAAAUUUCAAGCUAACAUUUUUGUUUGUAGAGAAUGGGGAAAGCUUCAAGAUGGUUCAAAGGGUUGCUUGGGAUGAAGAAAGACAAAGAGAAUGUUGACAAUAUGUCGAAUUCAUCCGACAAGAGAGAUAAGAAAAGAUGGAGUUUUGGUAAGUCGUCUAAAGAAUCUAUGGGUGUUGGGGAGAAUCCGGUGAACUUUCCGGGAGGUGUGCCGGCGGUGGAUUCUAAUUGGCUGAGAUCUUACAUUUCUGAGAAUGAGAAGGAGCAGAGUAAGCACGCAAUUGCUGUGGCUGCAGCUACUGCGGCAGCAGCAGAUGCCGCGGUAGCUGCAGCGCAGGCGGCUGUUGCGGUGGUGAGAUUGACUAGCAAGGGCAGGGGUGCUAUGUUUACAGGUGGGCGGGAGAAAUGGGCUGCUGCUAAGAUUCAAACUGUUUUCAGGGGUUAUUUGGCCAGAAAAGCUCUUAGAGCUCUCAAAGGGCUGGUGAAAUUGCAGGCUCUAGUAAGGGGCUACCUUGUCCGAAAAAGAGCUGCUGCAACUCUUCACAGUAUGCAGGCGCUCAUCAGAGCGCAGGCUGCUGUUCGAUCUCAAAGAGCUCGUCGUUCAAUGACUAAUGACACUAGACACCAACCCGAGAUCCGAGCUAGGAGGUCCAUUGAAAGAUUUGAUGAAUAUAGAAGUGAAUUCCAUAGCAAGAGGCUUUCAACUUCGAAUGAUACAUCGUAUGAUGGGUUUGAUGAAAGCCCGAAAAUUGUAGAAAUUGACACAUUCAGGACCAAAUCCAGAUCGCGUAGAAUGAACAAUGCUUGUAUGUCUGAAUCUGGCGAUGAGCAGCAUUAUCAAGCUAUGUCAUCACCACUCCCCUGUCCACUUCCAGCUCAUCUAUCGAUCCCAGAUUGCCGUCAUCUUCAGGAUGUUAACUGGAGCUUUCUAGCAGACGAACAAUGCAAGUUCGCCUCUGCACAAACUACUCCUCGCUUUGCAGGUUCUGGACGGUCCAACGCACCACCUACACCAGCCAAAAGCAUUUGUGGUGAUGGAUACUUCCGAGCUUAUGCCAACUUUCCUAAUUACAUGUCUAACACACAGUCAUUUCGUGCUAAGCUACGGUCCCAUAGUGCACCAAAGCAAAGACCAGAGCCAGGGCCAAAGAAGAGGCUGUCGCUGAACGAAAUAAUGGCAUCAAGAACAAGUUUUAGUGGAGUUAGAAUGCAAAAGUCUUGUUCUCAAGUGCAAGAAGAGUACUGUUUCUGAGUAAUUUUUGAAUCAUAGAUUAUAAGAUAUGACUGGCUGUAUAGAGAAGAAAGAUAAUCUAAAAAAGUUGAACUUCUCUAGUGCUUAUCCUUUCAAAGAAAUGGUGACAAAUUAGUACUAGGAAAGAAUGGGUGUGCUUGUGUAAAUUCUUUUGACACUGUUUUUAUGAAUGAAUCUUUCUUCUUGAAUGUAUCCAGUGAAAGG